This is a messenger RNA of Acanthoscelides obtectus, 203 nucleotides long. Lineage: Eukaryota; Metazoa; Arthropoda; Insecta; Coleoptera; Chrysomelidae. The record is from the annotation of a GenBank genome assembly.
AGGGAUAACAUCGGGUAGGACAACUCUAGAACUAUAAAAACAUCUUGUGAAAUCUUCCUGCAAAAUGCCCUGUGCUAUCACACGCCAAGCCAAAUGCUGGUACGGCAAGGCCUGCGGGUGCCAUACGAAUCGUGUUUCAAAAUAAGUGAAAGACUUUCACUGGGUGUAGUGUGCACGUGACACGAGUGUGUGGCCUCUAUUUU